UUGAAGUACGUAAGUUUAACAUUUCUGGCAAUUCUCGGGAAUCUAUCUCAGCAAUGAAGGAAUGUCUUCCCCAGACACGAGCUCGUGCACCGGCCCCUAGCACGAGAAGAGGACGAAAUGAGUUGUGGGCAGCCCAGGGAGAGACAAUAAAGGCUCAUCAGUCCAAAAUGGAAACACAAUGCAAAUCAUAUUGGAGGACUGAAUAUACAGAAAACUUUAGUCUCCCAAAAGUUUACCAUCCACCUCGUACUGCGAAGAAAACAGCACACCAUUUGGUCUCAACAUUUCAGAUCUCAUCCGACACAAUGGGUGUGGAAAAGGGUAGACGGACAGAAUACCAGGCCAGAUACGGUCAUAAGGAAAAUCGGAGUUUAACGCCACAUCUGGAGGAACUUACCGGACGAUACUAUGCACAGGCAUCCAGUCUUCAGCAUUCUUUACUUGGAAAAAGAGAAAGGCUCAUAAAGCUGAUUGAAGCACAGAAGACGAAUGCAAGUGGAAAUGCAAAGGAAGCUCCCUUGAAGUCAGAGUGCAUGCCCCAGACGCGAACUCGUUCUCGGCCCACUGGGGCCAGAAGAGGACGACGUGAAUUGCAGACAACCCUGGUGGAGACCCUAGAGCCCGCAAAGGCUUAUCAAGCUGACGUGGAAACCCAUCACAGGUCUCGCCCAGUGUCUGCAAAUGCAACGAACUUUGCGUUCCGUCAAUCUGUCCACCCACCUCGUACGUCAAUGCGAUCUGCACAAUCUGGGGACUCUCCCAAAGAACCAACCGGUCUGAUUUCAGAGAAGUUUCAAUGCACAGAAUACGAAGCUGUGUACGGUCCUAAGGAAGAUCAGAGCUUACCACCACGCCGAGUGAAAUCGAACCAAGACCUUUAUUCACAGGCAUCCCAGCUUCAGGAUUCUGUACCUGUAAAAGAAGAUGAGCUGGUAGAGCUAAUUGAAGUCCGUAAGUUUAACAUUUCUAGAAAUUCUCAGGAAUCUCUCUCGUCUAAGAAGGAGUAUCUUCCCCAAAGACCAGCUCGUGCUCCGCCCCCUGUCCCCAUAAGAGGACGACGUGAGUUGCGGCCAACCUAUGGGGAGAGUGUAAAACCAAAAAAACCAUUAAUAUCAAUGGGAUUAGCUCACCCUUUGGACUUUCCAAGUAGACCGGCCAGUCUGUUUGCAGAAAAAUAUCGAUACACAGAAUACCAGGCUAUCUACGGCCCUAAGGUCCCCACUGCUCAUUUCAACGUGACUCUUUUCCGGCAACUUCGUGGAACUUCUUAAAAGCCUUACAGGAAAAAGAGAGCUUGUAGAGCCGUUUAAAGCACAGAAGACUAACACAAGUGGAAGUUUCCUCAAUUAGAACAGAGUGCAUCCCACAGACAAACUCAUUCUCAGCCCACUGGCCCCAGAAGAGCAUGUCUCCAGGAUCCAACGAAAAGAUUUUGAAUUGACAUUUUUUUUUCUUAAUGGAAUCAGUCUCCCCUCCUUAAAUUGGC
Molecule: messenger RNA, 1486 nt
Organism: Clarias gariepinus (North African catfish)
Lineage: Eukaryota; Metazoa; Chordata; Actinopteri; Siluriformes; Clariidae
Exons: 13
Coding region: 54-1271 (405 amino acids)
Source: RefSeq, a predicted model, not a curated record